This is a messenger RNA of Oncorhynchus tshawytscha (Chinook salmon), 2845 nucleotides long. Its product is annotated as zona pellucida-like domain-containing protein 1. The coding region runs from base 105 to 1190 and encodes 361 amino acids. NCBI's taxonomy places the organism in Eukaryota, Metazoa, Chordata, Actinopteri, Salmoniformes, Salmonidae. Gene Ontology annotation, cellular component: cell surface. The transcript is spliced from 12 exons. The record is from RefSeq and is a predicted model, not a curated record.
CUGCUCCAGAGCGCUCAGGACCUCAGACUGCAGCGAAUACUCACAUAAAGAAGGAGGCCAGUAUAAAUAUAGGGAGCUGGAGACAGAGAUAAAGACAAAGUAAGAUGAACACCUACAGACUGAGAACAAUGUGGCUGCCCCUGCUUGUGUGCCAGCUUUGCCUGAUUCUGCGGAGUGAGGCCCAGACACCCAGCACUUUUUGCAACAUGCACUCAACAUUCAGACCACCAGUGAACUCGGACAUCACAGUGACCUGUGGUACUGAGGUUAUGGAGUUGAGUAUCUUGUUAUGCCCAGUCUACUUUGGUGGAUACAACGAAACCCUGAUGGCCCUCAACGCACAGUUCAUCUUCCCCGGGUGCCAUGGAAUACCUGACUGGAACAUUGACCCUCCAAUCCUGAAAUUCAAUCUGUCAAUAACUGCUGAUGCUGUGGCUGUCUGCUCCAACACAUUCAGGAUAACCAAUGAAGUUGGUACUGGGUUAUUUUCUGACUUCUCAAAUGUCCAGUUUGUUAAUAUAUCUGGCACCAUCAACUCGCUGGACCCCAGUGCAUCUAUUGUCACCUACCGCCGGCAGAUCAUCUACAUGUUCUCCUGUCGCUACCCUCUGCAGUAUCUGGUCAACAACAGUAAAGUCACAGUAUCGGGUGUGAGUCUUGCAGUGAGGGACAAUGAAGGCAGCUUUGUCAGUACACUGAGCAUGUGGCUCUACAGUGACACUGACUACACUCAGCAACUCAUUGUCCCAGAGAAUGGAAUAAAUCUGAAGACCAGAAUCUUUGUGGAGGUGAAAGCCACCAGUCUAACAGAGAGGUUCCACGUUCUGCUUGACCGAUGCUAUGCAACAACAAGUCCCGUUCCCAACAACAGCACCUACUAUGACCUCUUUGUUGGGUGUACACGUGAUAGAAAAACCAGGGUCGAGUUGAACGGAGCGUCUCAGAAUGCACACUUCUCCUUUGAGGCCUUCCGUUUCAUUGAACACAAGAACAUGACCAUCUCCACUUUCUACCUGCACUGUGUCACCCGACUCUGUGAGGUGUCCUCCUGCUCGUCCUUACUGCCCAACUGUUCAGGUUCCUCCAGGAAAAAGAGAGAAGCCCAGGGAGGGUUGGCCAACGACCAGGCCACAGUCUCCUCCGGACUCAUCAAGACCAAAGUGGACGACGGUCUUCCAACAGCUUCAUAAUUCUCAUUCCAGUCCCAGAGAAGCCCAACGGGCUUGUGGCUGUCAGUACUGCGGUGCUGGUUGUCAUUUGUCUCUCCAUGGCCCUGUUCAUUGGUCUUUUCCUGAGGAGUAGAAUGUUAUCCAUCCUCCAAUGAGAUUUGGUCUAGGACCAGGGAAACACUCAGUGGGGUACUUUACAUCCCCAGAGCACGUAGACAGCUGUUAUGAAGACACAAUACAGUGGCAGGUAAAAUGAGCAAAGGAUGGUUAGUUCUCAAUUUAUAAGUAAAGGAUGGUUAGUUCUCAAUUUAUGUAAAGGAUGGUUAGUUCUCAAUCCAUGAGCAAAGAAGGGUUAGUUCUCAAUUCAUGAGUAAAGGAUAGUUCAUUUUCAAUUAAUACGUAAAGGAUGGUUAGUUCUCAGUUCAUAAGCAAAGAAUGGUUAGUUCUCAGUUCGUAAGUAAAGGAUGGUUAGUUCUUAGUUCAUAAGUAAAUUAUGGUUAGUUUUCAAUUCAUGAGUAAAGGAUGGUUAGUUCUCAGUUCGUAAGUAAAGGAUGGUUAGUUCUUAGUUCAUAAGUAAAUUAUGGUUAGUUUUCAAUUCAUGAGUAAAGGAUGGUUAGUUCUCAGUUCAUAAGCAAAGAAUGGUUAGUUUCUCAGUUAAUAAGUAAAGGAUGGUUAGUUCUCAGUUCAUGAGUAAAGGAUGGUUAGUUCUCAGUUCAUGAGUAAAGGAUGGUUAGUUCUCAGUUCAUAAGCAAAGAAUGGUUAGUUCUCAGUUCGUAAGUAAAGGAUGUUUAGUUCUUAGUUCAUAAGUAAAUUAUGGUUAGAUUUCAAUUCAAGAGUAAAGGAUGGUUAGUUCUCAGUUCAUAAGCAAAGAAUGGUUAGUUUCUCAGUUAAUAAGUAAAGGAUGGUUAGUUCUCAGUUCAUGAGUAAAGGAUGGUUAGUUCUCAGUUCAUAAGUAAAGGAUGAUUAGUUCUCAGUUCAUGAGUAAAGGAUGGUUAGUUCUCAGUUCAUAAGUAAAGGAUGAUUAGUUCUCAGUUCAUGAGUAAAGGAUGGUUAGUUCUCAGUUCAUGAGUAAAGGAUGGUUAGUUCUCAGUUCAUAAGUAAAGGAUGAUUAGUUCUCAGUUCAUGAGUAAAGGAUGGUUAGUUCUCAGUUCAUGAGUAAAGGAUGGUUAGUUCUCAGUUCAUAAGUAAAGGAUGGUUAGUUCUCAGUUCAUAAGUAAAGGAUGGUUAGUUCUCAGUUCAUGAGUAAAGGAUGAUUAGUUCUCAGUUCGUAAGUAAAGGAUGGUUAGUUGUCAGUUCAUAAGUAAAGGAUGGUUAGUUCUCAGUUCAUGGAUUACAACGUUAUACGCGUUAGUGAGAAAGUAUCAAGCAACAUUUCAUGCAUAAUGAUACAGAAACAUAGCAUUUUAUAAUUGUAAGAAAGUGACAGCAGGGUACUAGAGGUAAUCAUCUUCUACACACCUAAAUGUAUAGUUCAUAAAUACGGCAUGUACAGAUUUUUUGUAUGAAUCUUUUGUAUGAUAGCUGACUAAUAAUCAGAGUAAAUUCUGUGUGAUAGCUAAAGGCCAGAGCAAAUGUUGAUUGCACUUGCUUGACAGAUGUGUAUUAAAGUACACAACAAAAAUAUAAACGCAACAUGUAAAGUGUUGGUCCCAUGUUUCAUGAGCUGAAAUAAAAAA